Stegodyphus dumicola is the source of this 3351-nucleotide messenger RNA. RefSeq lists its product as uncharacterized. Gene Ontology annotation, biological process: positive regulation of Notch signaling pathway. Lineage: Eukaryota; Metazoa; Arthropoda; Arachnida; Araneae; Eresidae. Gene Ontology annotation, cellular component: nucleus. The record is from RefSeq and is a predicted model, not a curated record.
CUCCUGUAUUCAUUAUGUCCGGCUAAAAUUAUGAAGCAGUUCCUUUGAGGUAAUAUGAUAAAUUUUAGGCAAUUGCCAAUAUUUUUUUUACCCACUGUUAAAAUAUUUGGGAGCACUUCUGCAAAGAACCCAGUAAAUGUAAACACCACCAACAAUGACAAUAAUAGUUCAAAGCUGGUAACAUAAAUAUUUUAUUCUGAGAAUUAUAGUUGCCAAUGGCAGAGCCGAACCAAGCAGCAACUGUCUUGGAGUAAAAUUUACUCCUUCUUCAGCAUUAGGUCUUCCCUUUCUCAAGACUUCUUGCAGUUGCAUUUAUUUUCUACUAAGGAACUGAUGUUGUUAAUACCUGUAAUUGCAGUACACAGUAGGCAAAAACAUGCUUCGCAGAUCACCUGCAGUUAUCUUUGAAGUAACUCUUAUCACUAAAGUACGGAAGUGUGGGUAAGUGUUUCUGUACCAUUUGCAUUCCAUAAGCAUUUGAAGAACUUCAUGACAGCUAUUCAUAAGUUUAACAUAAAAUUUAAUGACACUUUUGCCAUAUUUUUCUUCAAUUGUCUUCCUCAUCAUAAUUGUUUUGUUAUAACAGACAAAACAAUUAUUGCUAAAUAUUUCCAUGUACUGAUACAAAGAGCCAUGUUUGUUCAACUACAGGUUCAGAUAUAUAGUUUUCACAAAACCCAGUAUAGGGUUGCAUUUUUAAUAUCAGGAGGGGGGAUGGAGACAGUUUAAUAAAAAAUUUUCAGUUUUCUUUAGUAUAUAUACAUCAACAUUUUGUGCAAUCACAAUGCAACCUGACUAAUGAUAAAAGGGUAUUGUAAUGCAUAUGUGUGAAUGAGGAUGACUUAACUGGUCAUGUCAUUUGAUAAUGAGGAAAAAUGUUUGAUGCAUGAUUGUUGCAUUUCCUAUAAGUAAGCGAAUAGCACAAUGAUUCUGCAUAAGUUAGAGCAUACAUAUGCAAAAACUAUUCGUAUGAAUCAGAGGCAGCUGACAGAUGUUUUAUCCUGCACAUAUAAAAACAUGUUGUUUUAUCCUGCACAUAUAAAAACAAAUGGAUGGAGGAAUGAGGGAUGUUUUAUCCUGCACAUAUAAAAACAUGGUAUAGAUGAUUGAAAGAUGGCCAGCAGUCUUGAAAAUGUAAGAAGUCUCCAUUCUAAAAUACCAGCAAAAAGCAAAAAAAAAACUAGAAACUGGCAACUGAUUGGCAAUUCAAGAACUAGAAAAUUAGCUGGAGAUUCCAAAAACUAAAGUGUGUAAAAUAUUCAUGAAAUGUCUUUGCAUGAAACAUUUCUCUGUUAUGUAACUACUGUCUCUAGCAGAGAAAGAGCAUCAUGAUGUAGUUGGUUAAUGAUUUUUUCAAUAAGCCAUGUUUCUUCAGAAACAUUUUUAUUAAAGUCACUCAUCCAAAUGUGGUUUUGCCACAUCUUGAAGAAAGCAUGAAACAUUGGUAUCAAGGUCAAGACUACAUUAACUUUUUUUUAAUUAGAAAGGUGUUGUCCAUCAUGAGGAUGCUUCUACUAGAAUGGAAACAGUUGUAGCCAAGGACAACUAACGAUUGUCAUUUUUAUCUUAUUUUUUACAAAAUAUCAAAUUGUGUAGCUGACUCAAUCUUCCUACAGCUCAGAUUUGCUGCCUUGUAACAUAUGCUAUGACUGAGAUUUGGGCCAGUACGAGAGGCAGUUAUAUUCAGGAUUUCACUGCUGGACUUCGCAGAAUGUUUAGAACAGUGAAAACGGUUAAAUGGAAAUACAUAGGAUUCCAAGAUGUUUAAAUUGAAAGUGAUUUAGGUAUCCUUGUUCAUCUCUAAUUUAAAUGCGUAUGAAAGCAAAAGAUAUUUUAUAAAAUGUGGAGUGUGCCUGACUUGCAGUGCCCUGCGCAGGAUAUUUGUGAAUAUUCAUUCCAAGGAAGUAGGGGGAAAGAAAAAUUUUCUCAACUCGUGAUCGUGUUAACAAGUGCUGCUGAAUUGCUUACUGCAGAUCAUCAGUUAUGGACAGAAGUAAAGAAGUUACAAAGCAUUCAAGAAAUAUGUAAAAAAGCAUUAGACUGUGAUAAGUGUUUGCAUUUUAUGUUACGAGUAGGAAGUUCUCUUCAAAAACAUGUUUUAAUAAAUCUCUCAAAGACAUAUUUGGACCUUGCUGAACGUUUCUUACUAGGACUUCAAGAUUCUGCAUCAGUAUCUGUUUUACCUUCACGCCAGCAGCUAGAAUUUGUUCUGAUUCGCACUCAAGCUGUUUCUAAGCUUGUGUUAGAAACUUUACUUUACUCAAGAGAAACAUUCAAUUAUAUAAUGGAAAAGCUUAGAACUAAUCAUGAUAUGGUGGGUUUACUAAUGGCUUCUUCAGUCACAGCUAAAGUGUGCAUACUAAUUAAAGAUCUUUUGGUACAAAUGUUUGAAAUGUAUCAAAAACUAUUGCCAUGGUGUCAAAGGCUGAAAAAAGGAGACUGGAAGUGGCCAAGAAGUUUAGAAUUGCCUGAUGAUUUAGAAGCAUGGUUGAAGCUAAAUGAAUAUGAUAUUUUGAAACCGCUCUCUGUUUUUAAAGAGAACCUUGCUUUUUUAACACCCUAUCUUCAAAAUGUUGCUGAACAAAAUGUAGAAGAAGAUGAUGACUGUGUUAUUAUUGAAAAUCAUGAUGAGAAAUCCACUGACCCAGUUAUUGAAGAGAUUGUGCUGUCAGAUGAUGCAGAUGACAAAGUCAAAAGAUUAACUAAACAACAAAAGGUGUUACUUCACAGAAUAAAGCAGGUAAAGACACUAAAAGGUUUAAAAAGAGUUUGGAGAAGUAUUGAUAAGGACUUUCAGAUGUUAUUGCCAGAAGCACUGACACAAAAGAAAAUUGACAAGAUAGAGAAACUGUUUGUUCAGCUAAAGCAGCUACUCCUUGAGAAACAAAAACUCAAGUGUUAUUCAUCUAGAAAAAAUAAAUGCACUAUAGCUGUUGUGCAGAAAGCAGGGCUUCAGUUUGCAAUAUAUUUGGGUUUAAUCAAAAACACAGAAGGAGCUUCUAGUUCUGAAAAACAGACCGAAAAUGUAGGAUCCUCCGUGAAUAAGUUAAAACCUGUGUACACAAUCACAGGUUUGAAAAAACUUUGCGAGCAAGUAAAUCAGAAUCUUCCAGCAGCAGGACGGCAAAAAAAGCGUGUUAAAAUGGAAAAUUUGUUGAAAAGUUGCAUUGAAAACAAUACACUUUUAAAGCGGUCUGGUGAUAAAGAAACUGCUAGAGACUUAAUAUUUUGUACAUCUAAAAUUGUAUUGACAUUAUUGCAUAAAUUAUGAUAAUUAAUUACUGUAUUGAAAUUAUUUUUAAUUAAUUAUAAUUAUUUAAAUAUCUUAAUAAAAAGUGAAAAAAUUUUUGA